AUGGGUGACGUUGCUGCCGCAUUUGCUCAACAUGAAAUCACCCCGAAGAUCAUCGACAAUCCUCCACAGCAAAAGCUUCACCUCGUCUGGGAUGGCAUCAAAGUCGAACCGGGAAUGACAAUGUCAACAAGAAACCUAAAAAACGCCCCCCGCUUCACACUGCCCGGCGCUGACCCGGAGAGCACGUUCAGUUUGCUGAUGAUUGGUGAGUGUGGUCCGAAUGACCUGUUGGCGCCGACAGCGCGACAUUGUAAACGAAACAGCUGCUGA
Molecule: messenger RNA, 270 nt
Organism: Cylicostephanus goldi
Lineage: Eukaryota; Metazoa; Nematoda; Chromadorea; Rhabditida; Strongylidae
Source: the annotation of a GenBank genome assembly